AUGUCCUUUCCACAUCAACCUCACAUGCUGUUGGAGAGGACAAUCUUUGUGCCCUUUGAAAGCGGCAUCAGUGGGGCACUUCCCAACUCCAAUUUGGCAUACCUUGCUUGCCACAAUGGCCAGACAAAUUGGGGGCCAACCAGUGUGGAAGAAUCAGGGCGAGGAUCGCAAAGCACUCAAAUCAAUGAAGCUCAGAAACACGGCCAGCCCAACAGUGUUGGCAGUGCUGGGGUGGCUCAACGAAACUUCUUCCUUCUGUGGGGGGCCAGAUGUUGUCAUCUGCCAUCUCUGCGGUUUCUGCACAGUUUUAUGGCAUUGCAAGACGGUGCUGGGCUAUGUGUGCUCUCCGUGACCACUGGCUUUGUUCUCCUGAAUUCUGUGUGUGUCAGCAGUCAAAUGGAGCCUUCGCCAACAGUGCCAGCCGCCCCACUUGAUAGGCUACGAGUUACAACCAAUCCUGGCACACCAGCAGAAAUUGGUGCUUGGCGCAGCUCCACUCCUUUUGCCGAGUCUGCCCUCCGACGCAGCCUUGAGAAGGCUGAUGUGGGCGAUCAAGUCAGAAUCCCUGCUCCAGGGGAUGUGGAUUAUGUGAGGCCCCCUUCUGCAGGGACCACAAGCCCGUCUCCCCUGCCAUGCUCCCCUUCCCCUGCCCAGCCAUUUGGUGCAGCUGAGGGCCAGAGCGGUCCACCUGGACUGCAAUCUCAGCCCUCCCUCACUUCAAUGGUGGCUCAGCAGGCUGCACCAUCUCCACAGCCGCAGUCGCCAUCCCCACAUGCGGUUGCAUCCAGCAACAAGGAAAUGGAGAAGACAGAGCAGAGUGGCGCAGAUGUUGCUGUGGAAACUGCAUCACAGACUCCGCAACCUGGCCAGCGGACUCCAAAAGCCAAACACACUCGAAAGGACAGCGAUUCAGCAUCCCAGAAGGCGCCCAAGGCAAGUGCUGCCACUGCCAGUGUGGCUAGUGCAGCAGCGGAAAAGUCUGGAGAGAAGCAGCAAAAGUCCUCUAAGAAAACUGGGGCAAAACCAGCUCAGAAGGGUGCAGGAAAGCAAGCAGGCAGUGGCGGCAUCAUUGUGGCCCAGCCCGCCAUGCUGUUUGGCCACCUACAAGAAUACAAGCAGAUAUCGAAAGCAGAGGUUGUACGAAGACCUGGAACGUGGGAAUUGCAUCCAGCUAUUCUUCAGCUGGGGCUGCAGUUUGCAGAUGGGACAGUGCGUGGCGGAAAUGCCAGGACAGCAGCAAUGUUGGAAGCAUUUGUCCAGGUUGUGCAAGAUUUCAGAAGCAUCGAUGGGACCUUCCAACCACGAGAGCUGACGGCCGUUUUGAGUCCGAACAUCAACUUCCUGGUGGAGUGCCGGCCACUGAACAUGAGCAUGAAGAAUGCCAUAAAGCACGUGAAGCUGAGAAUUUCGAAGGUCGAUCCUGGCAUACCUCUUGGAGAAGGCAUAUCCUGUGUGGAGGAAAUGAUUCGGCAGUAUGCACAUGAGAGGAUCACAGACGCUGUGCGUGCCUUGUCCCAGCAUGCUGCUGAAAAGGUUCGCGAUGGGGAUGUGAUACUGACAUUUUCAUGGUCGAACACCGUGAUGCGAGUUCUGAAGGAGGCCAAGACAGAACUCCAACGUAGCUUCCGCGUCGUGGUGGUCGACUCUCGCCCUGAGUUGGACGGCCAAAGAAUGCUCCAGGAUCUUGUGAAGGAGGGCAUCUCCUGCACAUAUGCCUAUGUAAAUGCAAUUUCGUGUGUGAUGAAAGAAGCAACGAAGGUCGUCCUGGGUGCCUCAGCAGUGUUGUCCAAUGGCAGGGUCGUGGGUCGCUUAGGCACGGCUGCAGUGGCGAUGAUGGCACAUGCCCACAACGUCCCAGUGAUUGUCACCUCCGAAACUUGCAAGUUUCAUGACCAGGUCCAGCUGGAUUCUUUCACGCAGAACGAGCUUGGCGAUCCGAACAUGAUCAGCACAGUGGAGACGCAGCCGCACAUCGACGGCCUGAAGGGCUGGCAGGACAAAGAGAAGCUCAGUUUGCUGAAUCUAAAGUACGACCUGAUGCCAGCAGAAUACGUGAACUUGAUCGUCACUGAGCUCGGGAUGAUCCCCACCACGAGCGUGCAGGUUAUUCUCAGGGAGUAUAAGCAGGAGUCGUGA
This is a messenger RNA of Ostreobium quekettii, 2136 nucleotides long. NCBI's taxonomy places the organism in Eukaryota, Viridiplantae, Chlorophyta, Ulvophyceae, Bryopsidales, Ostreobiaceae. The record is from the annotation of a GenBank genome assembly.